Messenger RNA from Nerophis lumbriciformis (worm pipefish), 4482 nucleotides. It is a transcript of the gene yaf2, whose product is annotated as YY1 associated factor 2. The record is from RefSeq and is a predicted model, not a curated record. Gene Ontology annotation, molecular function: DNA binding; transcription coregulator activity. Gene Ontology annotation, cellular component: nucleus. NCBI's taxonomy places the organism in Eukaryota, Metazoa, Chordata, Actinopteri, Syngnathiformes, Syngnathidae. Gene Ontology annotation, biological process: positive regulation of DNA-templated transcription.
UCAUGGCGAAGGCCAGCCUCCGGAAGUAACGCCGCCCGUGAUUGGAGCAGCCACGUCACGUGACCGGCUUUACAGCGGAGUUUCCACGACAGCUGGAAGCCGAGCGAGCGGCGAAGGGCGCAUCGCUUCUUCUUCUUCUUCUUCUGGGAAACACUCGCGACCGACCAGGCUUCUGCUCGUCUCGCCAACCCCCUCCAGAGACACCCUGGUCUGGCAUGGGCGACAAGAGGAGUCCCACAAGGCCGAAGCGUCAACCGAAGCCCUCCUCCGACGAGGGGUUUUGGGACUGCAGCGUGUGCACGUACAAGAACACAGCAGAGGCUUUUAAGUGCAUGAUGUGUGAUGUCAGGAAAGGGACAUCAACAAGGAAACCACGCCCAGUCUCCCAGCUCGUCUCGCAGCAGCAGGCCACUCAGCAGUUCGUGUUACCCCCGCAGCCCAAAAAGGAAAAGAAGGAGCGCGUGGAGCGAGAGAAGAGCGACAAGGAGCCGGCGCUCAAGAGGAACAGCCACAAGAAGAUGCGGCCCAGGUUAAAAAACAUCGACCGCAGCAGCGCCCAGCACCUGGAGGUGACGGUCGGCGACUUGACGGUCAUCAUCACGGACUUUAAGGAGAAGGCCAAGCCCUCGUCCACGUCGGCGUCCUCGUCCUCCAGCGCCGCCUCCGCCGCCGACCACCACAGCCAGAACGGCUCCAGCUCGGAAGCCACGGAGAAGGGGCUCUCUCGCUCGUCCUCGCCCCGCGGGGAGGGCAGCUCGCUGAACGGGGAGUCCCACUGAGUCCGCCCCUCCGGCGGCGUUACACUUGACACUACCCGCCUUGAGAGGAUCCCCACACGUGAUGCCGAGCUUCCUCACAGACAGCCAGCAGCCUUUUCACAGGACUGCGACACACGCUGAGACGAGCUUGGGACAGUGAGGACAUCUCCAGGGAUGCACCAGCUUAUGUUUUCUUCCUCCAGCCUGUCCGUCAUCUCUUUUUUGGGGGGGACAAUCCCAUCAAGACUGCAGAAUAUUGCUCCAGUUUGUUCCGACUGGAUUAAAGCCCACUUUUUCGGGAAGGUUUAGUAUAUUAUUGUAUAGGCUAAUAUGUUUUUGUGUGUAGCUACGUGGAUUGAUGAUCUCUAAUAACACUAUUCAAUUAAGUGAUGGAAUUAAGAACUUGGAAGUACACUCAGGAUCGAUUGCAAGCUCGUCUGUUUUCAAGAAAAAAAAACAUAUAUUUUCAUUCGCUGCACAAACGACUACUCUUGCGCGACAGACUCCGGGGAUGCAACUCUGUGGACCCCGUCCUGCACACAGCGCCACAACGGCGAAGACUCCUGCAUUCCUUCUAGCGGGCUUUAGGUGUACUAAUCUCAGCUAACUGUGCAGUUUAUUCUAUUCCAACUAGCGGUGUAGUUAGUUAGAAUAGAGAUAGAGUGAACAGGUUCAAAGAACAACGAAAUUGGAGCAGAUCCCCUAAGGCAUGGGUGUCAAACUCUAAUCCGUGUAAUUUCACUUGGCCCUUGAGGCGAUAUCAAAUUAACACUAGAGCUGGCCCGCCGAUUAUAUACAGCGGUGUAGAUUCACAGUGUGGCGUAUAUUUCUAACAGUGUUAAAGUUGUUUAAACAGCCACCCUCAGUGUAACCUGUAUCGCUGUUGAUCAAGUAUGCGUGGCAUUCACGUGUGUGUGUGCGUACAGAAGUCGCACAUAUGUACAUUAGUAAGUACAUUUUAUUUAUAAAGCGCUUUUCACAGAUAAAAUCACAUCAUAUGUGAAGUAAAACAACGAUUCGAUGAAUACAACAAUAUCAUAAAAAGGAUACAAAGUGGAUUAAAAUGGUAGUAAAAGGUGCGUUAACUAAAAGCUUUACCAAAAAUAAAAGUUUUCAAAUGUUUCUCAAAAGUGUCAAUACAGUCAAGAUCACAGAGGGACAGGUGCAAGUUGUUCCAGAGUCUGGGAGCUAUAGCCUGGAAUGCCAGGUCUCCACGGGUUUCUUGUGACUGGGCCGGCACGUUGUUGGAAUGGAUGAAAAGCGGACGUGACGAUAGCUCGUAGAGGACGUUAAAGGCAGACACCCCCAAGACUGUGGUCCGGGUGGAUUACGAGAUAUAAUGACUGAUGAACACCUUCGUUCGAUAAUGAAGGUUGCCUCAGCUCAAAGCCUGAGCCCCGACAUUAAUGAACUAACAUCCAAGAAAAUAUGCCAGGUAUCUGGCUUGGGCACAUCAGAUUAGAUCAGUGAGCAGUUUAAAGUCCUGAAUGGUUGCUUUAUUCAUUGUUAUUUUAUUUUCAAAUUUAUUAGCCUGUGGAAAAAGUUGAUAUUUACCUCAGAAGGCUGCAAAUAGAAAAGAGGCAUUCAAUUUUGUUUUAAAUUGUAUUUGAUAUGCCAUUGAUAUUUUUUAAUUAUUAUUAUUAUUAUUUGAAACUGGAUUUUGCAUGUCACUAUAAAGUUAUAUAAGCCUUGCUUGUUCAAUAUUCAAUGCAAAACUUCUUUAGGUCCCUAUUAAAAGGUUCAUUUGUUCUACCUUGGCCCGCGGCUUUGUUCAGUUUUACAUUUUGGCCCACUCUGUGUUUGAGUUUGACACCCCUACCCAACCCACAACAAUUUAGUAAUAUAAAUAGUAAAAAAAAACAUUAAAAAAAGAAGAUAUGUAUCUAUAUAUAUAUGUAUAUAUCCACACACAUGCAUACAUCCAUAUGUGUAUAUGUAUAUAUAUUAGGGGUGUAACGGUACGUGUAUUUAUAUUGAACCGUUUCGGUUCGGAGGUGUACCGAACAAGUUUCCACACGGACAUAUUAAGUAGCGUAACACACGUUGUGUAAACAAUGCACAACACACGGGCUAGGAUAGACUGACCAUACGUCCUCUUUUCACCAGACAUGUCCUCUUUUGUGGAGUUUCUUAAAUGCCUCAAAUGUCCGGCAUUUUGGGUUAGGGUUGCGUGUAUUUUCAAUGUACGUUCAGGGUUAAGAAGGGGUUAAAAACAAAACAAAUUGUGCGCACAGCAGCAGCAUUGGUGAGGGAGGGGCAGAGACAGAGAGAGAGAGAGAGAGUUAUGAUAAACGCGUAUUCGGCGCCAGGCUCUGCUUUUUAUCCAUAGAUUUAUCACAUUUAAUUUUUUAUUAUCUAUAGCAGGGGUGUCAAAAGUGUGCCCCGGAGGCCAUUUGCUUUUUUAACAUUUUAAUGUUUUAAAGGCCCACGGCACAUUCUAAAAAUACUAUUAAAAUAAACAAAAACAUAACAAAAGUGAAAUAAAAAAGCUUAAAUGUAAUUUAGAAAAAGUUGCAAUGUUGACUAAUAAAAACAAAGCUGUUUUUUUUUUUUUUCAAACUGUCAUAAUAUUGAAUCAAAAUCAAUGUUAUUAUGAAUGAUUGACCUAUCCAAGGUUCCCAUUACUUCACAUCAAAUAUUCUACUAAGAAAAAUAUUUUUGGUGGAAGAUUUUGCAAAUUUGGUAAAUAAAUAACCCAAAAUGUAUAGUUUGUUGUUUUCUUACUGUGCCGAAAAUGAACCGAACCGUGACCUCUAAACCGAGGUACGUACCGAACCAAAAUGUUUGUGUACCGUUACACCCCUAAUGCAUAUAUACAGGUAAAAGCCAGUAAAUUAGAAUAUUUUGAAAAACUUGAUUUAUUUUAGUAAUUGCAUUCAAAAGGUGUAACUUGUACAUUAUAUUUAUUCAUUGCACACAGACUGAUGCAUUCAAAUGUUUAUUUCAUUUAAUUUUGAUGAUUUGAAGUGGCAACAAAUGAAAAUCCAAAAUUCCGUGUGUCACAAAAUUAGAAUAUUGUGUAAGGGUUCAAUUUUGAAGACACCUGGUGCCACAAACUAAUCAGCUGAUUAACUCAAAACACCUGCAAAGGGCUUUAAAUGGUCUCUCAGUCCAGUUCUGAAGCCUACACAAACAUGGGGAAGACUUCAGAUUUGACAGCUGUCCAAAAGGCAACCAUCGACACAUUGCACAAGGAGGGAAAGACACAAAAGGUUAUUGCUGAAGAGGCUGGCUGUUCUCAGAGCUCUGUGUCCAAACACAUUAAUGGAGAGGCAAAGGGAAGGAAAAACUGUGGUCAGAAAAAGUGUACAAGCGAUAGGGAUCACCGCGCCCUGGUCAAGAUUGUGAAAAAAAAACCCAUUCAAAAAUGUGGGGGAGAUUCAGAAGGAGUGGACAGCUGCUGGAGUCAGUGCUUCAAGAUCCACCACCAAGAGACGCUUGAAAGACAUGGGUUUCAACUGCCGCAUACCUCGUGUCAAGCCACUGUUGACCAAGAAACAGCGCGAAAAGCGUCUCACCUGGGCUAAGGAAAAAAAGAGCUGGACUGCUGCUGAGUGGUCCAAAGUCAUGUUUUCUGACGAAAGCAAAUUUUGCAUUUCCUUUGGAAAUCGAGGUCCCAGAGUCUGGAGGAAGACAGGAGAGGCACAGGAUCCACGUUGUCUGAAGUCUAGUGUAAAGUUUCCACCAUCAGUGAUGGUUUGGGGUGCCAUGUCAUCUGCUGGUG